AUGUCAUCGGGAAUGUAUCACAGACGAUGGGCUAAUGCUGGUAAUGAUGAUAGCAGCUCAACGACAAUUCAGCGCAACGAAAAUGUCACACAAGCUAUUGCGCCGCAUACUUAUGGUACCAGUUGGAAUUCGGUACGCUGGAAUAAACCAUUAGAAAAUGGUAGUGGGACUGGUAGUAAAGGAUAUUGGAAUCGAUCAGUGCCAUUUUUUGAAUCAAUCUCGAAGGAUUAUGAUACCAAGUCAUCUUAUUCGAUGCCCCCAUUAGGCCGUUUCGGCUCACAAACUGUUAGCAAAAAUAACAUCGAACUGAAGAACUCCGGUCUGUAUGUAAGGGAACGUUCCAUAUGUUUUGGAGAUUCGGUAUUAUCAGUGAUGAAUGAUAAAAGAUCAAGCAGGACAUUUCCUCGACUUCCUUGGCUCUCUGAUAACUUGACUAAUCGAAGAAAUGCAAGUUACAAUAAAGUUGCAAGAAAUUUACGAGAAAAUGCUUUCACUGCUAAUAGCAGAUGGGCAUCAACUUCUUCUGCAACUCGAUCCUUUCAAUCAGGAGUACGAAAUAUAGUUCCUGCGUCAUCAUCAUCAUCUUCAUCAUUAGCAACUUCAACAUCACUUCAUGAUAGGCCUUUCUUAAAUAAUAUGUCGCAGACGAUCAACAGCAGUAAUCAUGGGAAUACAGCAGCGCACAAAUCGGAUCGCCCAUGGCGUCGUCGUAUGGCUGAUGCAGCACGUUUACGUAAUGUUCACGGAAAUGAAAUUGCUGGUGCAGUACAUUCAACGCUUACAACAAUACGAGCAUGCCGUAGCAACAUACCAAAUGGGCGCAAUUCUACCAACAGUGGCGAUGAAUUACGAACUUCACUUAAUGCAUUGAAAAAUUAUAUAGAUGAACAAACUACGAGUUUUUAUCGACAGAAUAAUCGAUUCUCAGUACGCGAUUGUUCAAUAUUCAGCGAUAAGUCAUCUCUUGAUAAUUCUAUGAUAUCCGUUAAACAACAUACUCCCACUCGUGGUUUGUACUCUAGCCGAUGGAAUUCAGGACGAUUUCCAGAAUACAUGUCAAGAAGUCAUUCACCGAUUCGACCAAGGCCAAGUGCAUAUAAUAAUGCAAAGCUGUCUAAAUAUAAUUCUAUUUCAACGGAUAUGUUAUUGCGACCGUUGCGCUCCACGCAACAAUCUAAUGUAAAUAAUAUGUAUGAAAAUGUCAAAUCACAUGUAUUCGAUCAAGUUAUUCGAAAUUCACCGAUACCAGAAAGUAUUUGUGAGCGUGAAUCAAAUGAUCGAUUAUUAUCCAAUAAAAGAAGAACAUUGCGUCAUCAAUCACGGCAGCGUAAAUUAAGCGUGGAAUCAAAUUCGUCAUCUGAUACUGAACAGCAACAACAACAACAACAACAACAGCAACAGACUGAGGUGCGUAAACGGAAGUUACGAAAACGACUUAGGAGAAAAUCUAGCAGUAAAGACGGAUCUGAGAGCAAACAGUCACAAACAGGUACAGAAAAAGGAAUGAUGAAAACUGAUAACGAGAUAAGCGUGAAAAUUGAUAUUCAAAAAGAAAAUGUUGCUAAGGCAAAGAAAAUGCAACGAAAUCAAAUUUUGAACAAUUCACAGGCAUCAUCUUUGAUAACUUUUCCGGCAACAUGCAAUGAAGAAUCAGAACUGAGAAUAAAAUCAACAGAAUUCGAUCAAGCUCGGCUUAAAAAAAUUGACAAGGAAAGGGAAGAUAAGAUGAUAAAAGAGGAGUUAAAAGGGUUUGUAAAAAGGAGAAAAUCAACAGAUAAAUGUGAUAGCACAGCAAAUUAUAUCAAUCAUAAAAAAGAAACGAUGAAUGCAAUUGUUGAAAAAAAGAAAGAAUGUAAUGAAAUACCGAUGGGAAUGCUGAAAAUGCUAAAUAUCGAUGUGAAAUUGACAGAUGGAAGGGAAAAAUCACGUUUGGAUCAACUUUCGCCAUCAUUUCGGCUCUUAUCACCGAAAACACCUUCGUCAUCAAAUAGCUCACCGAGAAAUGCAACUAUGGACAUAUCAAUUAAUAAUCACCUUGAAGCUAACGAAAAGUGUCACGAUGAUUUAGCUCAUCAAUUCGAUUCUCCAGACAAAACAAAACAUUCGAAAUCAAAAUCUCCAGCAGUACCUGUGCCAGGUACUUGGAAUGGUCCUGAUUAUCAUGAAAUGAAUAUUAGCCAUAACAAACGAUUGCAACGGCACGAAACAUGCAGCAAUGAGAAAGUGCUUGGGGUCAUCAUCAUGAAGUACAUCUCAUGCACAGUACCAGCAACAACCAUUUGUGCAACUAAAUUAAAAUCUCGUCGACCAGUCGAAAUUACAUUAAAUUGUGCAUUUCAGCCAUUAAUUGAAAACAACGAAAAAAUUUCUUCCACUCAGAAAUAUUCCAGAUUUAUCAAAGUGGACAAAAAAUUGUUAGCAACAACUAAUGCUACGAUUAAAUUUGAUGGAUCGUUUACACCUCAAAAACGAUCAACAAAAGGCAUGGUUGAUAAAAUUAUUGAAAUUAAAAGAAAACAUAUCACAUUUUCAAUGGUGAUAAAAGAGCCAACGAUACGAACGAUUACCAUUCGAGAGGUGAUAUGCAAAAAGUCAGAUGGACGAAAUUCAUGUCGAGCUCAGGUGACAGUUAUCGCUUCACUUAUUGCCGACGUGAACUUCUAUCGAUGUCUGAAACGUGUGCAAAUUACACAUUCUAAACGUUAUCCUACAUCCAUCGAAAACAUCACUAAACAAGCAUUCAUUGUUGACAAGAACAAUACGAUAUUGUCGGAAAAUGACGAAUUUAUACUUUCGAAUCAUUCCUCACUUAAAAAACAUGUAAAUUAUAAAUGUAAGAAAUUGAAACGUAUACACAGUGAACCAGCGGAAUUGGAUAGUCGAGAAUUAUCAUGUCCAUUACCAGUUUCCGAGAUAAUGCGAGCAUGCGCUGUUCGAAUAUUGGAACCAACAUGUCAAGUACCAUAUAUCACAGCACCAAGUCGUUCACGUUUGGGUAGCGUUGAAGUGGAAACUGUUGCAAAACCGAUACGAACGUACGGCGAACAAUUGUUGUCCACAAAUUAUCAUGGAAUGAAAAACUUAGCAGCUGACAGAUCAGAAUGUUCGACGUCAUUAACGAAGCCAUUUUUUGAAUUUGAUGUUGCAAUGUCACCAUUCGAACAACGAUUACAAAAUCAAGCAUUAAAACUUCGUAAAAUAUCAACCUUCUCUGAUGGUGAUAUUCCAGCUGUACAGGAUAUACCAACUGUGAACGUAACGAUGCAACUUCCACUCCAUGACCAUAGCAGACAUUCAUCUGUUGAAGGUUCGUCUUUAACGUCAAAUUUCACAGCUGCGGUAGCAGCAGCGGCGCAACCACGGCAUGAACGUUAUGCGGCACAUAUACCGGUUAAACGAGUUGACGGAAGUGGACGUCAAUCAACAACAAGCAUCGAUUCUUACAACAGUGGUACUUUGGAAACAACAACAUUGCAAUUGGAUCAGAUGAUUGAUCAGGCUCGAUAUAGGCAUAAUCAGCAUAGAAAUAAAUUUAAAGAAGCCAUCGAUUAUUUGGAUCAAAUAUUCGAAGAUCUCAAUAAAGAGGAUGAUCAGAUAAAUAACACGCAACGAUCACGUGGAAUUGCUAUAGCAUCAACACGUAAAGAAAUUUCAAAGAAUGGUACAAAUUUAAUGAAUGCCGCUGUAUCAUCACCAUCAGUAAAGCUACAGCAACGCAAUGGGAAUUACUGUAGUAAUGAUAAGCAAACGGCUGCCAAUAUUGUCGGACUAGAAGAGAUGGAUUCUGUUGCAACUACCAAUAGGCAUAUUAAUAGAUAUUCAUUAUAUGAAUCCAAGCCACGGGUUACUAAAAAGCCUUGUGUACGAGAAAAAGCUGCAUCAUUUGAACAGACAUCAGAUGAUGUUGAAAUUUCGGAGAUAGUUGUGCUACCGUUACAAAAUCGUAAACUUAAAGGUGAAAGGAUGGAUUUCACUAGGAGAUGGCUCACUGGAGAUAUUAAAUCAUGGAUUACUGUUCAACCAAAACCUGAUUUAAUUCUUGAUGGAGUUCAAGAGGAACCUGAUAUUGAUGAAUGUUCGCUUGGAAGUUGUUCAGCGGAAGUGGCAGCAAUUAAUUCAGUUGACCGGAAGAAGAAAAAAGCUCGAGAUGUACCGGAUCUUAUUCAGAAUGUUGCUCCCAAAGUUAAAUAUGUGAGACAGCAGUCAACUGGUCAUCGGAUGGAUUAUCAUUCCACACGUAAAUAUAGUGGUGGUAGUGGUAAUGGUCAGUAUGUCCAACAGACCGAUCCAAUUAAACCGUUACCAAUAAAAGCGCAUCAUACGUUCAAUUUCUCAACCGGAAGCGCUGGCAAUUUGCAUAAUUUUAACAAUUUUUCUCAAUCAUUUCAUGAUAAUAACGUUUGGGCAAGUAAUCAUGAUGUAAAUAGUAAUCAAAUUCCAUUGGAAAGAAUUCCAUCACAUAGUCGAUUAUUAGAGCAAAGAAAUCGUGAUUUCAGUACGGUAUCAUGGAGAUCUGCAUCUCAUGAUUCGCGUUAUAAUACAUUGAGUAGUGCUCGAUCGGAAGAAGUGCAACUUUCUACACGGAAAACAGGUGCAUUUACACCGGUACAACAACCAAACAUUCUAACAGUACGUGGUUCAGUGGCCAGUUUACCGGAUUCAUCGAAAUUUCGAUCUCAGCUUCCGCAUAGCUCAGAUCCAACCGUAACGAUUGAUGCAUUAGUUGCGGAAUUGGAAUUGAACACCGAUCAGACGUCAGUAGCUAGCAAGCGGCGUUCGUUUCCUACUGGAAAUGAAUUUUUUGUGCGUCAUACUGAUAAUUACGAGAAACCGAUCAGUAGCCAACAAGUGGAGCAUAAUAAUAUUCAAAUAGCUGCUAAAACAAAAUCGGAGUACAAUAUUAAUCGUAUGCAGCAACAACAGCCUCAGAAACCAAAAGAUUCAUUUGGUGAGAUGGCAAAUAUGUUGCAAAGUGUCAUCAAUGAUGUCACAACGUCAAAUGAACUAUCCAAAGGUCGUAAGUAUGUGCAUGCACCUGCAAAGCGUUGUGGUAUUUUUACCAGUUACAAUGAUAAUACUCAAUCAACUACAAAUGUUAAAGAUGAUGAAAAUUACUAUGAAAUCAAUGAUUUUGUUGUUCUUCGAAAAGAGUUCAUUCCUGCAUCCGCAAAAUCAUUAGGAAAGCAAUUCUCUUCAGCAAUUCCUCCAAAUUCUCAAUCCAAACGAUAUCUUCCUUCAGUAGCAGUACCAUCACGAUCUGAGUUCAUUCCAGCAUUUCCAGUAACUCAUCCACCAUCUCGUCCACCAGAUUCUAGAAAUUCUUCUCAAAUAGAUGGUUACUAUUCUUCUGGUUCAUCAUUAGGUGCGCAAUCAUCGUAUACAUUGUCAAAAAAUCAUCAUUCAUCGAUACCAAUAAAUUCACCUGGUAAUCGAGAAAUGAUGGUAUCUGGCAAGCAAUCAAUUUCCUCUCAGGAAAUUAAUUUGAAUGGGGAAGAUGAUGGCUUCUAUGAUAAUAUUCAGGCGGAUGAGAAGCGUUUUUCACGUGCUAGUGAACUUGACAAUGUUUCGACAUACAGUCAUCAAAUACUAUCAACUACUAUCAGUAAACCAUCUGGUCCGGUUAAAAAAAGCAGUCGAAUUAGUCAUUUCUUACGGAAAAUCAAUGCAUCAAAACCACCAAUCAGUGCUGCUUCAUUGGUAUCACUCAAUAAGGUUGCAAGUGAAAUAAUGCCAACUAAACCGGUACCAUUGAUGAAGAGUAAUAGUUUGAAUCAUUGUCAAGGUAAAAAACAACAUAUUAUACAAAAUAUGAACACUAUCACAUCCUCCUCUGUCAAAUUAACUGAUUCAACCAUAACGGACAAACGUGCUGGAUUGGGUCAGCGUCUGAAAAAUUCCAUAUUUGGAAAUAAAAAGCGCUUGAACUGA
Messenger RNA from Acanthocheilonema viteae, 5928 nucleotides. NCBI's taxonomy places the organism in Eukaryota, Metazoa, Nematoda, Chromadorea, Rhabditida, Onchocercidae. The record is from the annotation of a GenBank genome assembly.